AAAAAAAUAAACAUAAAAUAUGAAAUUUUAAAAAGUGGCAAAAUCAAAUGCAAAUAACUAAGAACCCCGAUGCGGAUUUAACUUAAUUCAAUACUAAUAUCAAAUAUACCAGAGUUCUGUGUCUGGAAGUGUGUCUUCUGGUUCUGGUUCUUUACCUCAAGAAAUAUUAGAAGAUUCUUCAACUAGCCGAGACGUUCAAGUAGAAGAACUGGAAACAAUGCAGAAAAAAGUUCCAGAUCUGGAAGAAAAUGGCAUCACCGAGGGCAUCACAUAUUCUAUGGAUCAAGAAAAAGUUAAAAAGUUCCACGAUUACUAUGAGCAACAUUUCAAUCAGAACGAUCAUCCUGAUUUUGAAAUGGACAAUAAGGUAUUUAUCAAUAGAUGGUACACAGAAUUUUUCAACGAACAACUAGAAAUGAAUCGGCCUGAAGAAGUUCUUGACCCAAAUGAACAUUAUCAAAUAAUCAAUUCACAAAAAGAUAGCGCACCAGGAUCAGACAACAUUCCGUGGUCUGUGUACUCUGAGAACAAUAAUUUAACAUUUGCUUUCUUUAUUUUAGAUUCCACAAGCACACUUAAGUAUGUGAGCUUAAUAACACUCACAUUACAGAAUGCUAUUCUAGGACUCAGCAUGAGAUACAGUAGGAUUAGAGAUGGGGACAUGUUUAUUUCUUCUACAGCUGUCCUCAUGUCAGAAGUAGUAAAACUAAUUACUUGUAUAGCGCUAGUUUAUUUGGAAGCUGGUGGUGUUGUAGGCCUUUUAGACAUUCUGAAUAAGCAAAUCGUUCGACAACCCCUAGACACACUCAAAGUAUGCAUCCCAUCUCUGGUAUAUUUGAUUCAAAAUAAUCUUUUGUAUGUUUCCGCGUCGCACUUGGAUGCUGCAACUUACCAAGUUACUUAUCAAUUAAAAAUCUUAACUACAGCACUUUUUUCGGUAUUUAUAUUAAAAAGAAGUCUAUUGAAAACACAAUGGCUUUCUUUGCUAACUCUUAUUAUUGGAGUUGUUUUGGUACAAAUGGCCCAGGGACACGAACAUAGCACUUCUAAAAAUGCUGAGGGACAAAACAGAUUUAUUGGUUUUAUGGCUGCUUUAACUGCCUGCGCCCUUUCCGGUUUUGCUGGAGUCUACUUUGAGAAAAUUCUCAAAGGAAGUGACGUAACUGUUUGGAUGCGUAAUGUUCAAUUGUCGCUAUGCUCAAUUCCUUUAGGAUUAAUUUCUUGCUACACAUACGAUGGAGGACAAAUAGCAGAAAAAGGAUUUUUCUUUGGUUAUGAUAAAUUUGUUCAUUAUUUGAUAAUUUUGCAAGCUGGAGGUGGUUUAAUUGUAGCAGUUGUAGUGAAAUAUGCCGAUAAUAUUUUGAAAGGUUUCGCUACCUCUUUAGCUAUAGUUUUCGCUUGUAUAGGUUCAAUUUAUAUUUUUGACUUUCAGUUAAGCGGGCAAUUUGUUUUUGGGGCCGCUUUUGUAAUCUGUUCAAUAUUUUUGUAUGGUUAUCAACCUAAGAAAACUGAAACGCCUGGGGCUUUUAAGGUAUAAUAGUUAGCUGGCUCGAAAACCAGUGACAGUGAUGAGAUUAGUGAGACAUUGAAAACAGAACAGUGUUCUAGAUAUUGAACAUAUGUAUUAUAUAAGAACAAAAAAUUAUGAUUAGUGUUUUUACAAAACUUUUUAUAGAAAAAUAUGAUAUAUUAUGGUACUCUAAUUUUCUAGAUAUGCCUUAUUUGAAUAUUUUGCAGCUUUCAUUAUCCGAAAAUGAAUUUACCUUUCCUUUUUAUUAUUGUAAGAUAUUGUAUAUAAUUCCUAUCUUUAGCAAAUAAAUAGCCAGUAUUUUUUUUACUUGACUUAGAACAUGAGUAAAUACAUACUGUUUUGAGGUUUAUCAAUGACUCUUAAAAUUUUGUUGAGAAUUGUUAUAAACUCGAGUCUUGGUACUUAAUAAAAUAUAGGAUCUUGAUA
Messenger RNA from Ceutorhynchus assimilis (cabbage seed weevil), 1957 nucleotides. The record is from the annotation of a GenBank genome assembly. NCBI's taxonomy places the organism in Eukaryota, Metazoa, Arthropoda, Insecta, Coleoptera, Curculionidae.